AUACCAGUUUAAAAAAGUCCAAAGCUUUAAGUUUGAAAGGUUGAAUGAUGAUCAAGAAGGGCUAACUACUAUUGAUUUUGUCAUCUUCAUUGUUCUUCCGAAAACUCAAGUUCAUCGAUGCGUGAUUCAUUAGGUUCUAAUUACCGAGGCAGUUGCGAUGAAGUGCUUUUGAGCUCCACUUGUCCGUUCAAAAUUGAGAUGCCAGAACCAGCUCUUGGAUGGCCUCUUCAGGGACUAACCGUUAGUCCUCUAAGGCUGAGCCAGGAAGCUCGCCAGAAAUCGGAUAGCUCCGACAUGUUUUCCGAGAGAGAGGAUGAUGAAUCACCGUUGUCGAGGCCCGGUUGGCCGCUCUUGCGGAUAGCUGCUGCCUCAGCGGAAACUAUGAGUACUACUCCUAUGAGAGAAUUUAAAUCCAGAGAAAAUAUGUCCGUGGUACAGUGGGUGAUGAUGGACCUGCCUAGCCGUCGAUUUCUUUCGGCAAAUUCACAGCCGCAGGAAGGUGAUGAAAAUUGCUUGACAGUAGCACCAACACAGCUUUCCGAUGAAUUGGAGAUUCUUGUUGCAGAAAACUCAGCAGGUUGCAGGCUUUUCAGCUAUGCAGAAAUCAGUAGCGCAACUUGUCACUUCUCCGCAGAAAAUCUUAUCGGCGAAGGAGGGUGUAGCAGCGUAUACAGAGGAUGUCUCGAGGGAGGUGAAUCAGUGGCGGUCAAGGUUCUGAAAUCGUACAAGGAAGUUUGGGAUGACUUUUUAUUGGAAACCAAGUUUGUGUCUUCAAUUCAGCACAAACACAUCACUUCUCUAGUUGGUGUAUGUGUGGAAGAUGGCAACCUUAUUUUGGUAUAUGACCUCUUUCCCAGAGGGAGCUUGGAAGGAAACUUGUACGAUUGCAGUGAUGGAUGUAUACUCCCAUGGGAAGUGAGAUUCAAUGUGGCUGUUGCAGUUGCAGAGGCUCUAACUUACCUGCACAAUAACUGCCCUCAGCCGAUCAUUCAUCGCGAUGUUAAAUCCUCAAACAUUCUUCUCUCUGAUGAGCUUCAGCCGCAGUUAUCUGAUUUCGGGCUUGCUACAUGGGGACCGACCGAUUCUGGUUACGUGAUAAGUAGUGAUGUGGUGGGGACUUUUGGGUACAUUGCUCCGGAAUAUUUCAUGCAUGGGAUGGUGAGUGACAAGAUUGAUGUUUAUGCCUUUGGUGUUAUUCUCCUCGAACUCUUAUCCGGUCGAAAGCCGGUCCAUGCCGAGGCUUCGAAAGGACAAGAGAGUUUGGUCAAAUGGGCAAGAAAUUUGUUAGACGUUAUGGAUCUUAAAGCAUUGCUGGAUCCAAAGUUAAAUGGGGACUACGAUGUUGCCCAAAUGCGCAGAAUGGUAAUGGCAGCAGGGCUUUGCAUAAACCAGUCACCUCGUCUUCGACCGAAAGCGAGCCAGGUUCUGAAGCUACUAACGGGAGAGACGGACGCAAAUGAGUGCUUUAAUCUUCAUGCUGUCAAGUCGAGAGAGACGUGUUGUCGAGAUGAAGACGACGACCUAUUCCCGGAAGUCGGGCGGCAUUCGGUUUCUGCAAUGUCCGAUACAAAUGAUGGUAGCAUCAGCAGAUCAAGUUCAACAAACACAGCAUCUAGUGCAGAGAAACCACACCGGUACACGUUAAAGGACUACUUGUCUACACCUGACCAUUAUUGUUUAAGUGAAAUUUCUUUCAUAAACAUGUAAAUAUACAUACAUACAUAUAUAUAUAUACACAUACAUACAAAAU
Messenger RNA from Pyrus x bretschneideri (Chinese white pear), 1750 nucleotides. Its product is annotated as protein kinase STUNTED-like. The record is from RefSeq and is a predicted model, not a curated record. Gene Ontology annotation, biological process: protein phosphorylation. Bases 118 to 1707 code for a protein of 529 amino acids. The transcript is spliced from 5 exons. Lineage: Eukaryota; Viridiplantae; Streptophyta; Magnoliopsida; Rosales; Rosaceae. Gene Ontology annotation, molecular function: protein kinase activity; ATP binding.